Nylanderia fulva is the source of this 2499-nucleotide messenger RNA. The record is from RefSeq and is a predicted model, not a curated record. Lineage: Eukaryota; Metazoa; Arthropoda; Insecta; Hymenoptera; Formicidae.
AUGGAGCGGUUAUUAGAGGAGCAAGCGGACGUAAUCUACCAGAUUUCGAGGACGGUCGACAACUUCAAGAAGCUCGGGCAAGGCAAUUUUACAACAGCAGUCACGCGGAACCGGAUGUCUAUUCUGGAAAAGCUGUGGUGUCAAGGUCAGAAUCUCCAUGCAGAUAUUAAGGCGGCGGUUAAACCCACGGAUCGAGGGGGCCUGACAUAUUUCAAGGACAAGCAAUUCCAGCAGGCAACGGAUUAUCUCAGCGAAGUCUUAGAGAGACUGACAAAAAAUAGCGGUCGUGUGAUUGCUAGUAGUACUCUAGAUUUAAGUUCAAGCCCAUCAGGCUCAAUUCCGUUGCCGCGGAUCGAUCUCCCUAAAUUCUCCGGUCAGUAUACUGAGUGGUGUAUUCAAUUCAAGUCAUUAUCCACAGAGCAAAGAAAGAAUGUCGUACGACAGCAUCGUUGCUGUUACAAUUGCCUGAUCAAAGGACACUAUCCACGCGAUUGUAAAUCUCGAGGACGCUGUGCACGCUGCCAACGCAAACACCACACGCUUCUGCACGAAGAUGAUAAUAGCGGUGGGCCAACGCAGAUCGAUAUUUCUGCUACAAAGGUUGUAUCAAAUAUAAAUGCUGUAAAUACCAUGCCUUCAAAAGCCAGCCUUUUAGCCACGUUAGCUGCUCCUGGCCCUUCCCACAUUCCUCCAAUCACUGAUGUCGUAUUGCAAGCCACUGCUCGAAUCUCUGUAAGUAGUAACGAGGCUCGUUGUUUAAACAUUCGAGCAUUGAUUGAUACAGGCUCGGAGGCUACGUUUAUAACUGAAAGGGCCGUCCAAGUUUUGAAGGCAAAACGUAGUAAGGUAUAUGUCAAGAUCACUGGCAUAGGUGACCGAUCAACUGGAGUCUCUCAUCAUGCAGUUAAACUCUAUCUGAGCGCAAGCUCGGCUACGAGCGCUACGGUUACAGUGACAGCAUUCAUCCUUCCUAUAUUAACUUCGUAUACGCCUAAGCGUACUGUUAAUCUGUUUACGUAUCCUCAUUUGCAGAACUUACAAUUCGCGGAUCCCGAUCCGUUCGGUGGUGAACCAAUCGAUCUAUUGAUCGGAGCUGACAGUUAUGGUUCCAUUGUGCUAGACGGACUACGCCAAGGACAGAGCCCUGGUCCCAUUGCGCAACGUACCAUAUUUGGAUGGGUUGUCCUCGGUCCGUUCAACGACGAGCCUUCAGGCACUCCUCGUUCACUGCCUUCGUUACACUGCUCUAUCUCUCCUAGUACAGACGCAUUACUAAAGCAGUUUUGGGAGAUAGAGGAAGUCUCUGCUGCUAGUUCCCUCACUGAAGAGGAGGUCGAGUGCAAAACGCAUUUCGCAUCUACUCAUUCAAGGUUACCUAGUGGACGUUAUCUUGUUUGCUUACCUUUUCGAACGGAUCACAUAACCAAGGUCGGUCGUUCGCUUCACGUCGCUUCUGGCGCUUUCGACAAGUUAGAGCGGCGUUUAGAGCGUAAUAUUGACUUGGCUGCAAGUUAUUGUAACUUUAUUUUGGAAUAUGAACAGAUGGGUCAUAUGGCCCGUGUUCCCCAGAGAGAGGUUAUUAAUAAAAACUCAUUCUAUCUGCCUCACCAUCCAGUGGUGAAGGCAAGUAGCAGUACGUCUCCAAUACGGGUUGUAUUCAACGCCUCGAGUCCUAUGGACAAUGGGAUUUUGUUAAAUGAUCUGCUGCUAACAGGUCCCAAGUUGCAAACGGAUCUUUUAUUUAUUAUUAUGCGCUGGCGAACUCAUCGCUUAGUUCUCGUUGCUGACAUCGCUAAAAUGUUCAGACAGAUCAUGGUUCAUCCGAUAGACACUGACUUUCAAAGGAUAUUAUGGCGCCCUCACCCGGAUGAACCGGUUGCUCAUUAUCGUUUACUCACCGUCACGUAUGGCACGGCUUCAGCGCCUUAUUUAUCCAUGCGUGUCUUACGACAACUAUGUGAGGACGAGGGAUCUGCAUUCCCGUUAGCUGUGUCUGUACUCGACAAUUCCAUCUACGUAGAUGAUGUGUUGUUUGGGGGAGAUAAUGUGCUUACCAUACAAGCCACUCGUCAACAGUUCAACAGUCUGUUAGAAAAGGGAGGUUUUCACCUCCGUAAGUGGACGUCAAAUUAUGAUGAACUAUUAGCUGAAGUACCGUUGUGUGAUCGUCUGGACGGCAAUAGCAUUGAAUUUGCUGAGGAUUCCUCUUUAAAGGUUUUAGGUAUUUCUUGGAGUCCUACCUUAGAUCGAUUCCACUUUAGUAUUCGAAUUCCGGAGCUUUCAGUAACUUCCAAACGCGACGUGCUAUCCGCUAUUUCACGAUUCUUUGAUCCACUGGGUUGGAUUGCCCCUGUGGUGAUUACGGCAAAGAUUUUCAUGCAGGAACUGUGGCUGCGAAAAUUCGAUUGGGAUACUCCGCUCUCAAGUGAUUUCGUGACGCGAUGGCAUGAGUAUUCUCGUAGCUUGACCGAGCUCAAAGACAUCUCGAUCCCACGGUGA